Messenger RNA from Erpetoichthys calabaricus (reedfish), 3826 nucleotides. RefSeq names its product delta-type opioid receptor-like. Gene Ontology annotation, molecular function: neuropeptide binding; G protein-coupled enkephalin receptor activity. Gene Ontology annotation, biological process: G protein-coupled opioid receptor signaling pathway; neuropeptide signaling pathway. The coding region runs from base 421 to 1548 and encodes 375 amino acids. NCBI's taxonomy places the organism in Eukaryota, Metazoa, Chordata, Cladistia, Polypteriformes, Polypteridae. The record is from RefSeq and is a predicted model, not a curated record. The transcript is spliced from 3 exons. Gene Ontology annotation, cellular component: membrane; neuron projection.
GCUGUCAGGUUUUAUAAGAAAUCACCAGAGGACCAAAUGCCAGACGUAUAUUGUACCUGCUGCGAGCAGAGUUAAGUUAGAGCCCAGUCUUGGGACUGUCUCACCAAGGGCACAAGCGCCGGAUGCUCGUCUAUAAAGUAAGAAACCGCCUACCCCUGUGAAAAGCCCGACUCUGGUUUCAUAACCGAGAGCAGAGCGCUUGAAGACUGCGAUGAGUCGUGAGAGCGGCGCUCAUUUCACAGGGUUUAAAAGAAAAGCGGGGACGCGAUUGGUGUUUUAUCUAAUGAUUGCAAAUGAGAUAAGGCCUCUCAACGGACUAAAAUCGAUCCACUGUUAAAUCAGCGCUGAACUGCUACCUUUCUUCUUCUGAUAAGUGAACAGAAGUUUUUUGAAGCUCGCUCAAGGAGCCGAGUAGGAGAAAUGGAGCUGUCCACGGUUUCAGGACUCGACUUGGCCGAUUUAUAUUCCGCUUUCCCGUUUAAUAACACCUUUCAAGAAUAUCCAAACGGACUCAUGUCGAACAGAAGUGCCAACGAGACCGAGCCGAUCCCGGAGAGCAGUUACGCGAGCAUCAUCAUCGCCAUCUCCAUCACCGCUCUCUACUCGGUGGUCUGUGUGGUCGGACUACUUGGGAAUAUCCUUGUAAUGUACGGCAUCGUGCGAUACACAAAAAUGAAGACAGCUACCAACAUUUACAUCUUUAAUCUUGCUCUGGCUGAUGCUUUGGCCACAAGCACACUCCCUUUUCAAAGUGCCAAGUACCUGAUGGACACCUGGCCAUUUGGUGAACUUAUCUGCAAGAUCGUCCUUUCUAUUGAUUACUACAAUAUGUUUACUAGCAUCUUCACUCUCACCAUGAUGAGUGUGGAUCGCUACAUCGCUGUGUGCCAUCCUGUCAGGGCUCUGGACUUUCGAACUCCAGUGAAAGCCAAGAUUAUUAAUGUCUGUGUGUGGAUCCUUUCUUCAGCCAUUGGGGUGCCAAUAAUGAUAAUGGCUGUCACCAGAGUUACAGAUAAAGGUAAUAUUAAUUGCGUGUUGAAGUUUCCAGAUCCAGACUGGUACUGGGACACAGUAACCAAGAUCUGUGUCUUUAUUUUUGCCUUUAUCGUGCCAGUUCUGGUGAUAACCAUAUGCUAUGGGUUAAUGAUCCUCAGACUGAAAAGUGUGCGCCUGCUCUCAGGCUCAAAGGAGAAGGAUAGAAACUUACGGAGAAUCACUCGCAUGGUCCUGGUGGUUGUAGCUGCCUUCAUCAUCUGCUGGACGCCCAUUCACAUUUUUGUCAUUGUGAAGACUCUCAUGGAAAUUGACAAGAAGAACCCAUUUGUGAUUGCCAGCUGGCACCUCUGCAUCGCCCUUGGCUACACCAACAGUAGCCUGAACCCUGUCCUCUAUGCUUUUUUAGAUGAGAACUUCAAGAGAUGCUUCCGUGAUUUCUGCAUCCCCUUUCACUCCAGGAUGGACCAGAAUAGCUUCACUCGAGGAAGGAACACCACAAGGGAGCCAGUCUCGGUCUGUGCACCUUCAGAAGGAGGGAAGAAACCAGUAUGACUAGACAUGGAUCAGCAGCCAUACAGGCCUCGUUCUAGAAGAACCCAGCAAGAGCUUCAGUCAGAGGUCACUCAGAUUUCUACCACUGAAUUCUAGCAGCUCAAGUGAUCUCGGGUAGGAUUUCACAGCCCUAUAACAAUGCUCUAGUUAGCCCUUUUUUCCACGUCCCACUUUAGCUCGGGGAUUCUCCUUUUGAAUUCCUUAUGUGAUUUGCUAGAGCUGCUUUGCGUUUCCAACAAACUCUCCCAUCACAUAGACUUUUACAGAAGCUCUCAAAUGAAAUGCAGCGGCCAUGUCUUGUUAUUGGUCCUUUUAGAUAUUUGAUAAAGGUCAUAGAUGCCAGCCUGGAAAAAACACUUUCGAUGUAUUACAUUUAAAAAAAAAAAGUAUAAACUCUGAAAUUAGGAUUUUUUCCUUUAGAAAACAAUAAGAGAACAUGUGUAUACUUCUGUGACUGACAAACAUUUGCAGAAGUUUCUUAUAUUUGGUGUAAUUUCAAUCAUCAUCACGUUCACACAGACUUCUGAAAGGCUCAACGAGUUUAGAAGCUGACGUGAAUGGAAUUUAAGGAGCUUAUGCUAAUAAUUGCUAUCCUAUGUACUUUGAAUACAAACUGAAGACAAGUACUGAAGGAAUAUUUAUUAUCUGCCAGAGAUGACAAUACUGGACAAUGUGAAAUUAAUCCGGCAUUCAACAGAAGAGAUAUAUUUUUUAAUUAACAUCACUUGGGUUGUUCAAAUCUGGCAGUGCACACAAAACUCAUCCACAUUUACCCUAUGAAGAGUUUUUGUUUUCACCUUUUUUAUGUGAAGUUGCAGUGGACUUCAGUCAUUCUGUUGAUGCUGAACCCUGGUGCAUUUUGCAAAAGGUAAAUUGGGGAGCAGGGGAGCUGGACAGGCACUUUUUAGCCGAUAACAUCUUAAUAUGUAUGUUGGAUAUCUCACAUGAAGCCUUUCGUUUUACCGUCAUAAAAAUAAGAGAAUUUUUAGCUGAUUUGAAAAUAUUCUGAGCAAGAGUCAUCGUCCUUCUGUUCUUGUUGCAGCAACCAGAAGAGCUGCUCUGAAUUUCAUAGUGAAAUAGCAUCAGGCUGAAUUAGCACUGUCUUGUAAAGAGCUGUAGACCCCUAGUAACAGCCAUGUCUUCAUUGUAAUCACUUACAGCUUUGGAGAAACGGUUGCCAAGAUCCUACAAGAUACUUACUGUUUAAGAAAUAUCCUACUUUGAUUUGAAACAGUUGCUACUGUGAAUGCAAUAGCCCUAUAAUGCCUUUAAAUCAUGUCUCUGAAGCAGCCAUAAUACGUUUUGGCCCACUCUCAUUAUGUUCUGUGCGGCUCUAGCUGCGCAGCGAUUGCAUUACACUCAUCGUUUUCAUUUAAUGUGCACUCUACAGGACAAUCCAGCCCAAGGCUGCUGGCAGUUGUCUUUUCAUAAUCAUAAGCUUUGCAUCUCCACAUAGCUUUCCUUAAGCUUCUUAUUUUGUGUUUUCUUUUAUAAGUAACACCAAACCAAAAUCCAAAAUAAAAAUAUUUAUUUUUAUAUAAAUCUUUCUAAAUAUAUGUAUAAUACCAAACAGAGAAGCUAAAUGAUUUGAUUGUGGUUGUAGUACUGUAAAAAAAUUGUUUUAGUCAGUAAAGGUUCUGAUACUAAAAUAAUCAAGCAAAAACCUCACAAACACAAAAUCACAUUUCCCAUGAAUCUCUCUGAUGCCCCAUUUCAGUGCACCUUCAGCACUCCCCAUAAACCAUAAAGUGCCCAGAACAGAUAUAAUGUAACAAAAUGGACUGUAACCUCCUUGAUCCAAUUCAAAGUCAUGGAAGCAACAGCCAAUCAUGUCAUUAUUGUUAGGUGGAAGCCAGCACUAGAUUGGGCACCACUCCAUCUCACGGACAAAUAUCAAUACUGCAAUUCCCAAACCAUGGUUUAUAGUAUCACUGCCUGAUGGAAACUGUUAUUUAUCUUAUUUUUAAUGUAUUACUAUCAUUUAUUCCAUGUUGCCAACAUUACCCAAUUGUUUAGGCAUUCAGUAUUCUUUAAGUGUUUCUGGAAAAAUGGGCGCUAUUUGUAGUAAGCUUGAUAAAAAGCAGUGGUGGGCCCACCCUGUCCAGAAGAUGGUGAAGGAAAUGGAGUAGAAUCUGAAGUAAAUACUACCAAUUAUCUCUUCAUUUCACAGAUACAUAUACAACAUAUAUAUAUAUGAGGGGUGUCUUUUUGAACUGCCAUUCCUAAGGUUUCUUCCAUUUUUUCCCUACAAGAUUUUUUUUGGGAGUUUUUCCUUGUG